AAAUUACCUUCGCUUCGGCUUCGUUCGUUUGUUUAUCUUGCAAAGUUAGUUGUAGUGAAAGUGAGGCGGUAGCUUCAUCGACUCAGAAAGAAAACGACAGCAAAAAGAAAGACAGAAAGAAAGAAAAAAAACUGUGGUCGAAUAUCCAGUAGCCCUACAACUUGGUGGCGAUGAUCAGGAGGCUGUUGCUGUAACGUUAACUUAUGGGAGGAUCAUAACACCACUUUACAACAGUGUCGAUACAACCUACCAUAUUUGACAAAUACAGACAGAAUUUUGCUUGCAGAAUCUUAGCGAAUCAUUGAUAUGCAAGCAUGGUAGCAAAGACUAGAAGACAGAAUGCCAAGGAUCAAACGCCACAAAGCAAUGGCAAAGAUCGGAGUCCGUUUGUGUCGCCUUCACAUGCCACUGGAAAAAGUAGACGCUCAGGGAAGGAUGGGAAAGGCACUGUUGGCUUUAAUUUGCUUCAGUCCAAAAGCGGAAUGUUUCCAGGAUUCGCUUUCAUCAGAAACAAAUUGGGUCUGAGUCCAUCAGCUUUCAUGAAAAUCGGAAUCACCCUGGUCCUUGCUAUUGUCGCCGGAUUCAUUCACUGGUACCAUCUGACACACCUUUUUGAGAAUGAUAGACAUUUUUCACAUCUGUCUGCUCUGGAGAAGGAAAUGGCAUUUAGGACCGAAAUGGGCCUGUACUAUUCGUACUACAAGACUAUUAUUGAUGCACCCACCUUCCUGAACGGCCUGUACAUGAUUAUGAAUGACCGCCUUACUGAGUAUCCAUUGAUUAUAAACACCCUCAAAAGAUUCAAUUUGUACCCUGAGGUGCUCUUAGCUUUCUGGUACAGGACGUAUACAGGGAUCAUGGAGUUUUUUGGCAUUCCAACAAAGAUGUGUUGGUCCAUCAACAGGGGAGAAGGGCUUGAUGCAGUGGAAAGUUGUGAAGGAAUGGGGGAUCCUGCCUCCUUUUAUGUUACUUUUGUCUUCCUGGUAAAUGGUGCAAUGAUGAGUCUCUUCUUCAUCUAUGGAGCAUAUCUGAGCGGUAGCCGACUAGGUGGUGUUGUUACAGUCUUAAGCUUCUUCUUUAACCAUGGAGAGAGCACCCGUGUCAUGUGGACUCCUCCACUGAGGGAGAGCUUCUCUUACCCCUUCCUUGUCCUUCAAAUGCUGCUGCUCACUCACAUCCUCAGAGCACGAAAGCCAAGCACAUUAGUCAUGGUGGCUCUUGGCAUCUCCAAUGUGCUCUUCAUGCUGCCCUGGCAGUUUGCCCAGUUUGUGUUACUGACUCAGGUGGCCUCGUUAUUCGCAUCAUACAUUCUUGGAUAUCUGACUCCUUCAAAGAUGCAGUCCCUGUUGGUCACACACAUGAUCUCCCUGGGGGUGUGCUUUGUUCUGAUGUUUGGGAACGCCAUGCUGCUGACCUCCUUCUAUGCCUCGUCCCUGGUCUCCAUCUGGGCCAUCGUAGUGAUGAGGGAGAAGUUUGCCGAGCUCUUCCAGACCAGACUCGUCUCGUGGAUCAUGCAAGGUCUUGCCUGGGUUGUUUCAACAGUCAUUCUGAAGUCUUUGCUGUCAGCCAUUUUUGGUGCCUCAGAUGAUGCUCACAUCAGCAGCUUGAUCAAGUCCAAGUUCACGAACUACAAAGACUUUGACACCAUGAUGUACACAUGUGCAGCCGAGUUUGACUUCAUGGAAAUCGAGACGCCUCUUCGAUACAUCAAGACACUCCUUCUCCCAAUUACCAUGCUGGUCGUGGCCAUCAUAGCUGGAAGGACUGUUCAGGAUGCUUUGAAAAUGCUGAGUGCUGAGGGAGUAUCGGUCAAGGAGGAUCUGACUGAAGAUGACUCUGACGAACCUCAAGUAACUGCAAGAGGAGAGCUGGUGUACCAUGCACUGCAGCUGGUGGCCUUUGCGGUGCUGGCUGUGCUCAUUAUGCGCCUGAAGCUCUUCCUGACGCCUCACAUGUGCAUCAUGGCCUCUCUCAUCUGCUCCCGACAGCUGUUUGGCUGGGUAGGGGAGAAGUUCAAACUUCAGAUGGUGGCUUUUGCCAUCGUCUCCAUCAUGGCUGUGCAAGGGGCCGCCAACCUGCAGGGCCAGUGGGGCAUCAUGGGAGAGUUCAGCAAUCUCCCCCAGGAGGAGCUGCUGGACUGGAUCUCGUCCAAUACCGGACCAAAUGAUGUGUUUGCUGGUGCUAUGCCCACCAUGGCCAGUGUGAAGCUGUCGGCCGGCCGGCCCGUUGUUAAUCAUCCCCACUAUGAAGACGCAGGGCUGAGGGCACGGACCAAGAUGGUGUACUCCAUGUACAGCCGUAAGUCGGCCGAGGAGGUGAAGGCCAACCUGAUGAAGCUGCAGGUGGACUACUUUGUCCUGGAGGACUCCUGGUGCACCCGGCGCUCGCGGCCUGGCUGCAGCAUGCCUGAGAUCUGGGACCUGGAGGACCCCCAGAACGCUGGCAAGGUGCCGCUCUGCUCCAUCAUGGGCCGAGACACUCGUCCACACUUCACCACCAUCUUUCAAAACAGCAUUUACAAAGUGUUACGAGUUCCCAAAAGCAGCCAAAGAUAGUAGAUAAGCACGGGGGAGGCCCGAUCGUAAAGGAGCUUUUAGUGCUUUGGUACAGCAUGUGUAUAUAGGAAUAUUUUUUAGAUCUGUGAGUUGUCACCGGAAACGGCUCUGUGAUGGAGCAUGUUUUAAAUACGUUGCUGGUGCUUAUUUGUCUUUUGAUGCUGCCUGAAAGCCAGAUAGCAUAUUUAAAAUGUGAGGAUGUUUUUAUUUUUUUUUUCCCCCAGAGAUUUAUUUUGUUAUUCAUGUUGCUGCUCUUUUUCAUUUAUGCUCAGUGUAGUAUACUUGUAACCUCAUAGUAUUUCAAUAGAAGCACCCAUCAAAUGGACUGUUUCUGUGUCACCCAGAGUAUUGUUACAGAUAUGGAGGCAUCUCCAUUAUAAAGUAAUAAUUAAUAUUUGAGUGUUACAUCUGCAAGCAUUUUCAUCUCUCAAUUACUCAAACUUAGACCAUAGGAUUAUUGUCAUUGUAUUUUGUGUCUGUUAGUGUUAAACUAUUGAAGAAUAUAUUGUUUUCCAAUUCAGUAUUUUGAUUUCAUGCUGAAGAGCAUAAUUCCCUUUACAGUUUGUUUUAAAAUGGUUAAGCUGAUUUUUUUAUUAUAUAUUUUUUAAAUAUGAUUUUUUUUAAUUUUUAUUUCAUGUCAUAUUCUUCAACCUCUGACCUUUCUUGUCAGAACGUUAUUUUACAGUCAGUGUUGAGCUCUGCUUUGAUCUUCACUGCCAAACAAAAGAUCUGUGUUUAGUUCUAGUCAUAAGGAGUGGCCAGUACAUGUUUGUCUUCCAUGUCAGUUUUCCGAAACUUGAUCUAAAUCCAAGAUUGGUAUUGAGGAACUUCCCCCAGUGACCACUCAGGUCAACCCUGAACAAGCAAAAGCACCAUCCAAUACCAACUGCCUAUUUGUGUGUUUUUACUUUUUCACUUUAUUGCAGACAAAGGGACUAGUGAGGAAUGCCACUAGCAGUGGCGUCAUUACAGGGUCAUACUGUAGAUGAGAUGCAUAGAUGGGGGUUUGGGGUCACCUGGCGUACAGGGCUUUUCUGUAAUCAUUUUUUUUUGCACCUUAUGGAUGCCAAUGUUCGAUGUAAUGUUUAGCACUGUGAGGUUGGGACUGUAGUGGAGAGCCACAGAGCCAAAUGUCAUGGUUUUUAUAAAUGAUUCUGUUACAAAAUGUGUUGAUCUCUGUAUUUUAUAUGAGUCCUUGUAGAUUUCAUUGAAUAAAAUGAUUGCUUUUCUGA
Messenger RNA from Sardina pilchardus (European sardine), 3787 nucleotides. RefSeq names its product dpy-19-like 1, like (H. sapiens) (gene dpy19l1l). The transcript has 23 exons. The coding region runs from base 315 to 2555 and encodes 746 amino acids. Gene Ontology annotation, molecular function: mannosyltransferase activity. Gene Ontology annotation, cellular component: nuclear inner membrane. The record is from RefSeq and is a predicted model, not a curated record. NCBI's taxonomy places the organism in Eukaryota, Metazoa, Chordata, Actinopteri, Clupeiformes, Clupeidae.